This is a messenger RNA of Drosophila hydei, 637 nucleotides long. RefSeq lists its product as uncharacterized. Bases 46 to 576 code for a protein of 176 amino acids. Lineage: Eukaryota; Metazoa; Arthropoda; Insecta; Diptera; Drosophilidae. The record is from RefSeq and is a predicted model, not a curated record. The transcript has 2 exons.
GCAAAACCAUAUCAGCUAGGUUCAAUAUUUUGAAGAGCAUUCAUCAUGAAGCUAAAACUGUUGGCAUUGAUAUGUUGCAUAGAGUACCUAAGUGGGAUGGCAAACGCCAAGUGUUUCUAUAUAAGCACAACUAAGGAAACUUGGUUUACCGCUGUGGAGAAAUGUAAGGAACUCAAACUUUGUUUGGGGGAUUUACAAUCGGCCAGCGAAUUUCUCACGUUCACGCAGAAAAUACCUGAAACAAUGCGAGCGGACUAUUGGUUCGGCACCAAUCAUCCCCAUGGUCCUAAGUCUAGAAGCUUGACGACUUACAGCAAAUUAAUAAUAUAUGCUCCAAUACUGUCAUUCAUUAAUGUGCGCCAGCAAUGUGCGUUCAUGUAUCCCAAUGUUUACCAACAAUAUAGCGUUUCAAUGGCCAAUUGUAGGGAAAAAAAACGUUUUAUAUGCUAUAAAGAUACCAAUUGCGGGGUCUCUAAUGGGAUAACAGAAGACUUAUCUGGACUUAUACCAUGCGUAAUAAAACCCGAAUUCCGGAAGGAACUGGACAUAAAUGCCAAAUACUUUGACGAUCUAUAAAGAAUAAUGGCAUAACUACUUGAAAUUUAUCCAAUAAGGCAAAUAAAAAUAUCUAACAUAA